CCACUCCGCUCCUUUUCCCGACCAUCCCACUUCGUUUGUUCCAGCGUGUGUGCGUGCGUGUGGGUGUGCCUUAGACACACGCAUGCGUGUAUGUGCGUGAGAAAAGCGAUAGAGUGACCAUUCCAAAGGGAUCAUCCUUUACGAGUUCGCAUCUUCCUUUACGAGUUCACGAGUAAGUGCGUGAGUACAGCGGUAAGAUGGCGGUAAGAAAUGGCGUGGUGAUUGCGGCAGCAGUACUACUGCUCACAGCCUUUGUCGAUGCCCAGUUCAAGUGUCCGAAGAACCGGGGCCAGUUUGAGGAUGCCGUACAGUGCGACAAGUACUACGUGUGUGAUGAAGGCGAAGCCACGGAGAAGCUCUGUCCUGAUGGGCUUGUGUUCGAUCCGACGAUCAAGCUCAUCAACAAAUGCGAUCAGCCCUUCAAUGUCGAUUGCGGUGACCGAUUUGAGCUGCAGCCCGCACAGGGCACCAGCGAUUACUGUCCGCGUAAGAACGGCUUCUUUACCCACCCGGAUGCGUCCAUCUGUAACGUCUUCUAUAGCUGCAUCAACGGCGAGGAGUUGGAGAUGAGCUGCACUGGUGGGCUGCACUUCGACGAGAAGUCCGGCACGUGUGUCUGGCCGGAUGUGGCAGCACGAGAGGGUUGCGGCAGUAACGCCAACAAAAAACUCAACGAUGGCUUCCAGUGUCCGAAGGAGACGCGCUACGAUAAGAACGGGCAAGUCAUCACCCAUCCCAACUACCCACACCCAACUGACUGCUCCCGAUUCUACUACUGUCUGAACGGCAUCGAACCCCGUCUCGGUCAGUGCGACGCCAAGAUGGUCUACAACGAGGACCUGCAGCGUUGUGACGACCCCGAGAACGUGCCAGAAUGCAAGGACUGGUACAAGGAGGAGGAAGGUACCAAGAACUGAGGAGCCAGCGGUCCAGAGCCUGCAUUCUGCGUGCCGUGUGCUGCCGCCGGAGCAGCAUUGCUUGACUUUGUGAUACUUGUCCCUGUUCCCUAACCUGUCAAAACCCCACCAUACUCUGCGCUGUAGGCGGCUCCAUUCGCUUACCGUUACCUAAGCCCCGUUACAUGCUGUAGCUUCUGGUGGGCGGUCCCGGAAAGUGCUGUGGUGCGGCGAAACACACCCACACGCACGCUGCGUGACAGAUUGAAAGCACGAGCAACUGUGGCAGCUCGCCGACUGUCAGGUCACGUCCGCCAUGCGUCAUCCAUCAAUCAAUCAUUCGCUCACGAUCAAUCGCAAUCGCACGCCCGUCGCCAUUAGUCGAUCGAGUGCUGGGGACUUCGGAGUCUAUUGACCUUCGCUGUAUGUCUCUUCUUGUGCUUUCUACGUCUUUCUCGCGAUCUCAUUUCCCUCAUUUCACAUUCAUUUCCUUCUCUUACUGCUCCUAUCCCUAUCUCUCAUCUAACGCCAUUCAUUGGUUUUCGUUUCACAACUAUCUUACUUGUAUUCUAUCGACCAUUUUCUCAUGCGGGUGAUCGCCAUCGAUCGUUUCUUUCUCUACAAUCAUCUCCAUGCUCGUCGUUAACCUCACUUAUCCUAUCUCUUCUACGGCUCUUUCACCUAACGCCUUCCUACUUCAGUUCAUCUAUCAAUCCAACUUUCGCGCUCUUGCGAUAUACCUCGCCUUUCCUGAAACAUCUUACCAGUUCAUUUUCGUGCGCUUGUAGUGUGACGUGACCUGCCAGUAGGCAAAUGUUUAGAGACUGCCCUUUUGAUUUGACGUAUCAAUUUCGGGGCAUACUGUUCCUCGCAAGCCUAACCCGGCGUAAAGGAUCUCCCGCCAAGAGCUGUC
Anopheles nili is the source of this 1809-nucleotide messenger RNA. RefSeq names its product protein obstructor-E-like. The coding region runs from base 198 to 917 and encodes 239 amino acids. NCBI's taxonomy places the organism in Eukaryota, Metazoa, Arthropoda, Insecta, Diptera, Culicidae. Gene Ontology annotation, molecular function: chitin binding. The record is from RefSeq and is a predicted model, not a curated record. Gene Ontology annotation, cellular component: extracellular region. The transcript is spliced from 5 exons.